Molecule: messenger RNA, 1214 nt
Organism: Populus trichocarpa (black cottonwood)
Lineage: Eukaryota; Viridiplantae; Streptophyta; Magnoliopsida; Malpighiales; Salicaceae
Product: putative germin-like protein 2-1
Exons: 2
Coding region: 203-850 (215 amino acids)
Cellular component (GO): cell wall
Molecular function (GO): manganese ion binding
Source: RefSeq, a predicted model, not a curated record
CAUUACAUUACUUGUUAAUUAAUUCACUAAUUAAUUUGUUAAUCAUCUCUUUCACAUCUCUCACAGCUAUAUAAAUAGGAAUUGGAGGAACCCUGUUUGAUGAACACAACUUGAAGUUGAAGAAAAUCAUAUACUCGAUCGGUGCACUUAGAAAUUAGAAUUGCUACAUAGUGUUGAGAAAUUCUUACAUAGGAUCUUGGAAAUGGCUUCUUCCAUUCUUUUCUUCGGAUUCCUUGCUUUUUCCUUGAGCUAUGUCCUAGCAUCGGAUCCAAGCUCCCUUCAAGAUUUCUGUGUGGCAGAUGAAAACAGUAAUGUGAUAGUGAAUGGUUUGGCUUGCAAGGAUCCCAAAGAGGUUCAAGCUGAUGACUUCUCCUUCAGUGGACUUCACUUGGCAGGCAACACUUCAAAUGCUGUAGGGUCUAGGGCAACCACAGUAAACGUAGCCCAGAUACCAGGGCUUAACACACUUGGAAUCUCUCUUGUUCGCAUCGACUACGCACCAUGGGGCAUUAACCCUCCUCACACACACCCUCGUGGAUCCGAAAUCUUGACUGUCAUUGAAGGCAGUCUUGAGGUUGGGUUCGUGACAUCCAGCCCUGAAAACCGUCUCAUCACAAAAGUUCUACAAAAGGGUGAUGUGUUUGUAUUUCCUAUUGGUCUCGUUCACUUUCAGAGAAAUGUUGGAAAUGGCAACGCCGUAGCCAUUGCAGCUCUGAGCAGCCAAAAUCCAGGCGUCAUUACCAUUGCCAAUGCGAUGUUUGGCUCCACCCCAGAGAUCCCAAGUGACAUUCUAGUGAAGGCUUUCCAGUUGGACAAGAAUGUUGUCAACUACCUUCAAUCCAGGUUCUAAACAAUGUUGACAAAAAUUCAUGGAGGCUUUGUGAUAUAAGUUGUGACCCUGUGAAGGCUUUCUUCUUUGUUGGUUUGCUUGUAACACUCCUUUGUUGAGCUUGUAUUUCUGUGUGCCUCUUUGUGGGGGAUUCAUUGAUUCUUUGGUCUACUAGUUAUGUGCUUUUACACCAUUGGCACCUCUCUGUUUUGUACAAGAUGAUGAUCCAGACUAGAUUUGUUGUGAUUGCUUGUUUGAGACGUUGAUACAUGGCUUAGGCAGAAAGGGAUCGGAUUUUAUGCAUUGUAGUUGCUUUUGGAGUGUUGACAUUAUUAUAUGCUUGCAGAUAUAUAGAAGUAAUUUGUAAAAUAAUCAGAUUGUUUUA